AGACCAAAGAAAUCAACCCACUCCAAUAAUGUCCAAUAGAAAGUAGACGGGGAGCUCGAAGGUCAUGCGUCCUAGCUGUUAUCCAUCAAAAAACUCCCUCUAGAAGUUAACACCACCGUCUGGGAAAGCACAAAUCAAAGAUAUCAAAUGUCUUUUCCAUCCAUCAGCAAAAUUCAGAAAUCACCUACUCCCUAAAAUCAACUUUCCCUCUUGAAAUUCCAAACGUUACUCUUCAUCAAAAACUCCUCCCAUUUCUUCCUCAGUAAUCCGACGCCUUCUCUCCCUUAGAUGUUCCGCCCACUGUCACUUCUCCUCCACCAUGGUCCCAAUUCCAGAAGGAACCCUAUACAUCAGAUAAGUAGAGACUCCCUUUUUAAUUCCUUCGGUAGCUAUGGCGUAAGCCACUUUGUUGGAUUCUCUGUUGAUAAAAUGAAAAGCACAGUAGUUGAAGCUUAAACUCCUGUGCUUAGAGUCUUUGAUAAAUGCUGCGAUUUUAGAUCUGUCAUCUUUUUCCUCAUGCAGUUUAUGAAUCACCGUCCUAGAGUCUCCCUCAACUUCCACUUCACUCAGCCCAAGAUGAAUGCCCAGUUCAAGAGCCUGGAGACACGCCAUCGCUUCAGCCGCAAAAGCCGACGCGGCAUCAAAGUUUAUUUUGACUCUCGAUCCAACCGGAGCUUCCCAUCUAUUUGGAGAGGAGAGUCGACUGGUGAGUACUCGGUUCGGAGUGGAUACAAGUAUCUACAUGAAGGCCAGAAUCAAUUACAGAUUAAUUACAAACAAUUUUACAAGCGCCUAUGGAAUCUAGAGCUGCCUUCUAAAAUUAAAAUUACAAUUUGGCGAUGCUCUCGUAACUAUCUGCCUAACUAUAGUAAUCUACACUAUAAACGGUUGAUGGGGCUUGCCACUUGCAGAAGAUGCCAUACGGGAGCGGAAACGAGAGAGCACUUGUUCAGAGACUGCCCUGUUGCAAAGGAAAUGAUGAUUACUUGCGCAUUAUGGGCGAUUUGGGCCAACAGAAACAGGUUUCUACAUGAAGGGGAAUCUAGAUCGGGAUCUCAGGUAGCAGAUUUUGUUUUAAACUAUCUAAAGGAGUUAGAUGAUUUGAAUCACUUUUUUCCGAUUUUUGAAGAGCCUAUUUUGUUGAAAUAUGAACAACUUUGAAUGUGUUGGAUUUGGACAAGCUUGAGAUUGAUAUUAAUUGUGUUAAAUAUGAAUCCUAUUUUCAGUCAAAUUUAAAAAAUAA
Molecule: messenger RNA, 1243 nt
Organism: Gossypium arboreum
Lineage: Eukaryota; Viridiplantae; Streptophyta; Magnoliopsida; Malvales; Malvaceae
Exons: 3
Coding region: 517-1161 (214 amino acids)
Source: RefSeq, a predicted model, not a curated record